Messenger RNA from Theileria orientalis strain Shintoku, 1530 nucleotides. RefSeq lists its product as hypothetical. The transcript has 9 exons. The record is from RefSeq and is a predicted model, not a curated record. NCBI's taxonomy places the organism in Eukaryota, Apicomplexa, Aconoidasida, Piroplasmida, Theileriidae. The coding region runs from base 1 to 1530 and encodes 509 amino acids.
AUGAUGUAUUCUAAUGAGUUUAUAUGUUUUAAAAACCAUUUUUACUCGUGUGUGUGUAAAUAUAUACCCAUUAAUCGCAACUUAAGUAGGCUUAGCACUCAUAUUAACACGAUCGCAAAUAAAUAUAGGUUUUACUCAACCUAUUACAAUAAAAUUAAUGAAGAUGCUUCUAAAUUAAGUGUGGACUCGGAUUCCUACCAUAUUAUUAAUGUAUUGAAGGAAUUCACUAAUUCUGGAUAUAAUUCUACUGUUUUGACUAAAGUUGUUUCCAAAUCAGAUAUAGAUGGAAUAGAUGGGAUGGACAUAUAUAAAUAUUUAGUGUUUUUGCAAGUGUGCAACAAACUCAAGAUAAAGGAUUUGGACCUCGUAUCGCCUAUUUCUGUCAAUUUAAGUUCAAUAUACUCAAAAUUAGUUACUGAACCCAGUGAAAAUGAUUUUGUGGAUUUAAAAUCGACUACCCUUGGUAUGGUUUUAAGAGUUUACAUUCCAUAUUUAGCACUGUGUAGAAUCUACAACGAGUUGAAAUUACUGUAUGACCCCUUAUUUUUGCUUAUAUCAAAUCGGUUUUCAAAGGAAUUGGAAAAGUUUGACUGGGAGGAGUUGAGUUUGUUGUUAAGAACAUAUUCAUACCAGAGAUAUAAUGAGGCUGAAAUAGUUAAAAGAAUCCACGACCACAUAAAAAAUAAGAGUUUGGAUAACCUUGAUGUGAGUUCCUCAGUAUCCAUGUACUCUAGUCUGGCAUAUCUGGAAUACCUGUCCCCAAUAGUUAAGAGGAAGCUUGAGAGUGUGUUCAUGGAGUUUGGAGACGAAUUAUACAUCUUAAAAGAAAGUGUAAAUCUGGAGAGUGUGUUAGAUGUGGCAUACGCAAACUUGCUGAUGGACGCUCCAUCAAUUAACGAUAUGGAAAUAGUGUUGUCAUGUUUACACAGGAUCGCAAACAAUUAUAAAUCGGGAGACUUGAGCAUAAACUUUUUGAGGAAGUUCACAGUGGUAGUAUCGUACAUGAAGUGUCUACACAGGGGAAUGUACAAUAAGUUGGAUGAUGUAACGAAGAGGGAAAUCAUGGAAAUAUUGAUUAAAUACAAUGAACACAAAAGGUUUGAAAGCACAAUAUUUGUUGAAAAGGUGUCUGAGCAUUUGAAGAGGAUGAGAAUAGGAUGUGAUGUUAACACGUAUAAAAAUGGAGUUGCGCUGGAUAUAGUGGAAAAGGACCAAAACCUGGUGUGGAUGUGUAACUCGUAUCACAGGUUCUACGCAACCACUUUUAACAUGACGGCAAACAGUAAAUUGGUAACUAAACUGAUAAGAGCAUUCGGAUACAAAGUAGCAGUCAUAAAUUACUACCAAUGGGGAAGAAUGAAGUGCAAAAGAACAAGGUUCGCGUUCUUGAGGAUGGCAAGAUACUACGCGCUCAAGGAUAAAAGGGAAUAUGAUCCAAAAUAUUCGGGGUGGAGCCUGCCAUAUAUAUGGUGGAACUAUACAGCAAGAGAUCGACUACACAUUUCACAUUAUGACCACUUUAACCCAUAA